This is a messenger RNA of Acanthocheilonema viteae, 486 nucleotides long. The record is from the annotation of a GenBank genome assembly. Lineage: Eukaryota; Metazoa; Nematoda; Chromadorea; Rhabditida; Onchocercidae.
AUGCUUGAAGUAGCACAUCGUGACUUGAAAUGUGAAAAUAUAUUCUUGGAUAUCUAUGGAAAUAUAAAACUUGGCGAUUUUGGAUUCUCAAGACUAAUGCACAGUAAUGAUAUAUCACACACUUUCUGCGGUUCAAGAGCAUAUGUACCACCGGAAGUACUUAGAUCGCAACCCUACACGGGUUUCUCGGUCGAUUUAUGGAGUGCGGGCAUAGUGCUGUUUGUCAUGGUUACCGGUUUGAUGCCAUACAAUGAUCAAAAUCCGCAGAGAAUGCUCUCAAAGCAAUUACAACAUAGAUUAACAUUCCCUCGUAGGAUAUUGAUAAGCAAAGAAGUAAAAACUUUAAUUUAUGAAAUAUUACAUCCGAUACCAUCUCAGCGUAAGCAAUACUCGGAUAUUCUGACAUCAACUUGGCUUGCUGAUACUCCGUACAAAUUUCGAACAGCGAACAAUUGUGACAAAGAUGAUCUGCUAGAAUUGCUAUAA